Eruca vesicaria subsp. sativa (arugula) is the source of this 1846-nucleotide messenger RNA. Lineage: Eukaryota; Viridiplantae; Streptophyta; Magnoliopsida; Brassicales; Brassicaceae. The record is from the annotation of a GenBank genome assembly.
AUGCGUAGGAGAGAUGGGCUGAGGGCUAAUUUAUCCACCAUUGUUGGGAUGUUUCCUGCAUUAGGAAGGUCUGGUGGUGCUUUGAGGGAAGUGAAAUCAGUUCAUGGGUACUGCAUAAGAAUGGGGUUUAGUGAUGAUGUUGUUUUCAAGACGGGGAUUUUGGAUGUAUAUUCGAAAAGCAAGUGUAUUGUCUAUGCGAGGAGAGUUUUUGAUUCGGAGUGUUUAAAGAAUGAGGUAACAUGGAGUGCUAUGAUUGGAGGCUACAUAGAAAAUGAGAUGAUGAGGGAAGCUGGUGAAUUGUUUCUGCGGAUGUUGGAUAAUGGAGAUGUGGCAGUUGUGACGCCGGUGGCCAUUGGGCUUAUUCUGAUGGGUUGUGCGAGGUUUGGAGAUCUGAAUGGAGGAAAAUGUGUACAUUGUUACGCGGUUAAAGCAGGCUUCAUCUCAGACCUGACCGUUGGAAACACCCUAAUUUCGUUUUAUGCCAAGUAUGGUAGCUUAUCUGAUGCUUUUAGGCAGUUUAGUGAGAUUUGUAUGAAAGAUAUUGUUUCAUAUAACUCUCUUAUCUCUGGCUGUGUGGAGAACUUUCGCGCGGAAGAGAGUUUGCGUCUGUUUCAUGAUAUGAAAUGUUCUGGAAUUCGUCCUGGUAUAACAACGUUAGUUGGUGUUUUGACCGCUUGCUCUCACUUGGCUGCUUUGAGACACGGUUUCAGUUGCCACGGGUAUUGUGUUGUUCACGGCUAUGCUGUUAAUACAACCAUUUGUAACACAUUAAUGGAUAUGUACACAAAGUGCGGGAAACUUGAUGUCGCCAAGAGAGUUUUUGACACGAUGCAUAAGCGGGAUACAGUUUCAUGGAACACAAUGAUGUUUGGAUAUGGAAAUCAUGGCCUUGGCAAAGAAGCUCUUUCUCUGUUCGACAGGAUGCAGGAGACAGGUGUGAACUCAGACGAGGUGACUCUUCUUGCUCUUUUGUCUGCUUGUAGCCAUUCAGGACUUGUGGAUGAAGGGAGACAAGUGUUCAACUCUCUGACACGAGGAGGUUUCAACGUCACUCCAAGGAUAGACCAUUAUAACUGCAUGGCUGAUCUCCUAGCUCGUGCCGGAUACCUAGAUGAAGCUUAUGAUCUUGUCAACAAGAUGCCGUUUGAGCCUGACGUUAAUAUGUUGGGUACACUUCUCUCUGCUUGUUUGACGUACAAGAGUGUGGAGCUUGGGGAUAAAGUGUCGAAAAAGAUGCACAGUCUUGGAGGAACAACAGGAAGCUUUGUUCUUCUAUCCAACGCCUAUUCAGCUGUUGAAAGAUGGGAAGAUGCAGAGAAACUUAGAACGACACAGAAGAAAACAGGGUUUCACAAGACCCCGGGUUAUAGCUGGGUCGAUGUUUAGCUGAUAGAUUGGUUUGAGUAUUCGUGGAAGUCAGACGUUGUCGCAGUUUAGCUGAAGGAGACAUUGUUUCAACAAUGAUUAAGGCGUGCAGGUGAUGCUGAUAUCACUUAAAGCUGGAAUCCUCAGAUUGAAUAUGGCAGCUGCAUGUCUUGUGAUUCUAAUGCUUCUUUGGUGGAAUCCGAAGAGUGAAGAUCAAGCUAUUGAUAGUCGUCGUAUUGGACAAACUCGGGACGGGUACUGUAGCUAAUAUUGCUGUGAACGAUAUCGUUAUCUGAUUUUGGCUCUUCAGGAAAAGAAAAGAAAAAUGGUUGCAUCUGCAUGAUUGAAGUGGAGAUUAUGUAGAACAUACUGGAGAUUUGACAGAGUGUUCGCUCUCCGAGAUUUAUGUAAUAUUUCACACGGUUAAAUUUUUCUGUAAUACAAAUGGUUAAGUAUCACGACAUUAUUAGUUUGACAAAAG